CCCAGAUCGCGAAGACGCGGGUCAUGAUGCCCCCAACCUUCCUCCUGCUGCUGCUGUCGGGGGCCCUGACCCUGACCGAGACCUGGGCGGGUGAGUGCGGGGUCAGGAGGAAACGAGCUCUGCGGGGGGCGGAGCGAGGGGACCGCGCGGCGGGGUCGCAGGACCCCCGGGGAAGGCGCGUCUCCGCGGACUCAGCCGCAGGCCCGCCCAGCGCGCCCCUCCUCGGCCCCGCCGCGUCCUGACCCCACUCCUUCCCUCUCCAGUCUCCCGCCCUCUCCUCUCACCCACUGGGGUCUCCCGCGCUUCUCCGUCCGCCGCCCCUUUUCCGUCUCACGACCCCAUAAUCCCCUCCCCCCUCCCGGCCCCGUCACCCUCGGACCUGGGACCCGCGCCAGGAGGAGGGUCGGCCGGGUUUCAGCCCCUCCCCGCCCCCAGGCUCCCACUCCAUGAGGUAUUUCCACACCGCCGUGUCCCGGCCCGGCCGCGGGGAGCCCCGCUUCCUCACCGUCGGCUACGUGGACGACACGCAGUUCGUGCGGUUCGACAGCGACGCCGAGAAUCCGAAGAAGGAGCCGCGGGCGCCGUGGAUGAAGCAGGAGGGGCCGGAGUAUUGGGAGCGGGAGACGCGGAUCUCCAAGGACAACGCACAGACUUACCGAGUGAACCUGAACACCCUGCGCGGCUACUACAACCAGAGCGAGGCCGGGUCUCACACCCUCCAGAGGAUGUAUGGCUGCGACGUGGGGCCGGACGGGGGCCUCCUCCGCGGGUACAGUCAGUACGCCUACGACGGCGCCGAUUACCUCGCCCUGAACGAGGACCUGCGCUCCUGGACCGCGGCGGACGCGGCGGCUCAGAUCACCCGGCGCAAGUGGGAGACGGCGGGUGUGGCGGAGCGCUUCAGGAACUACGUGGAGGGCACCUGCGUGGAGUGGCUCCUCAGAUACCUGAAGAACGGGAAGGAGACGCUGCAGCGCGCGGACCCGCCAAAGACACAUGUGACCCACCACCCCAUCUCUGACCGUGAGGUCACCCUGAGGUGCUGGGCCCUGGGCUUCUACCCUGCGGAGAUCACCCUGACCUGGCAGCGUGACGGGGAGGACCUGACCCAGGACACGGAGUUUGUGGCGACCAGGCCUGCAGGGGAUCGAACCUUCCAGAAGUGGGCAGCUGUAGUGGUGCCUUCUGGAGAGGAGCAGAGAUACACGUGCCAUGUGCAGCACGAGGGGCUGCCUGAGCCCGUCACCCGGAGAUGGGAGCCGCCUCCUCAGUCCACCAUCCUCAUCGUGGGCAUCAUUGUUGGCCUGGUUCUCCUUGGAGCUGUGGUGGCUGGAGCUGUGAUCUGGAGGAAGAAGCGCUCAGGUGAAAAAAGAGGGAUUUACGUGCAGGCUGCAAACAGUGACAGUGCCCAGGGAUCUGAUGCGUCUCUCCCACAGAAAGUGUGAGACAGUGGCCCUGUGGGAGACCAAGUGAUGCAAGAUUUGUUCACGCUCCUACUUUGCAACUUCAGAUCCCCUGACUUCUCUUUCUGCAUCUGAAUGUGUCUGUGUUCCUAUUAGCGUAAUGAGAGGAGGUGGGGAAAUUGACCCACCCCCUGCCUUCCACGACCCCCUCCCCACACUGACCUUUGUGCUUUCCCUGAUGAAAUUUCCUGUUCUAGCAGAGGUGGGGCUGGGCCAUCUCCAUCCCUGUCUUAACUUCCUGUUGCACUCACUAGUGAUCAUUUGCUUCCUUGCUGAAAAUAUGAAUCCAGAUAUGAAUUUUUUUCUAAUACUUCUAAGGGAUUGAUGUGUUAAUUAAAGAAGAAGAUUCCUAAAGUUUGAGAGUGGAAAUAAAUGGAAGCACUGAGAACUUUC
This is a messenger RNA of Equus quagga, 1856 nucleotides long. RefSeq names its product patr class I histocompatibility antigen, B-2 alpha chain-like. Gene Ontology annotation, biological process: antigen processing and presentation of endogenous peptide antigen via MHC class I via ER pathway, TAP-independent; positive regulation of T cell mediated cytotoxicity; antigen processing and presentation of endogenous peptide antigen via MHC class Ib. Gene Ontology annotation, molecular function: peptide antigen binding; signaling receptor binding. NCBI's taxonomy places the organism in Eukaryota, Metazoa, Chordata, Mammalia, Perissodactyla, Equidae. The record is from RefSeq and is a predicted model, not a curated record. Gene Ontology annotation, cellular component: external side of plasma membrane. Bases 447 to 1445 code for a protein of 332 amino acids. The transcript is spliced from 7 exons.